Molecule: messenger RNA, 1304 nt
Organism: Striga asiatica
Lineage: Eukaryota; Viridiplantae; Streptophyta; Magnoliopsida; Lamiales; Orobanchaceae
Source: the annotation of a GenBank genome assembly
CUUUCCUCUCUCUCAUUUAUUUAAACCCACCUCUUUCCAUCUCUGCACAUUUCUAUAUAUCUAAUCUUUGUUCAAUUCUCCACACCCCCUCGUCAAUUGUCACCAGCAAUAAUUAAACUAUUUUCACUUUGUGCAUAAAAAAGCUCGUGUAUUUGUAGGUGCCUGCUCAACUCAACUACUCAAGUCAAGUGAGUGUUAUUUAUUUGGUCAUAAUCAUAUACAUAGAUAGACAGAUAAUAAGAUCAUAUCAAGAUGCCUCGAAGGUACGCAUUCGGGAGGGCUGAUGAGGCGACUCACCCGGACUCGGUGAAGGCCACUUUGUCUGAAUUCCUCUCCACCUUCAUCUUUGUCUUUGCCGGUGAAGGCUCUGUUCUCGCCUUCCAUGAUAUUUACAGCAAGGACAGUGGCUUGAGUGCAUCAGGAUUGGUGGCUAUAGCCCUGGCCCAUGCUUUCGCGUUGUUUGCCGCAGUGUCUUCGAGCAUCAACGUGUCGGGGGGUCACGUGAAUCCAGCUGUCACCUUCGGAGCCCUGGUGGGUGGCCGUGUCUCGGUUCUUCGGGCCAUAUACUAUUGGGUUGCUCAGUUGUUGGGUGCGGUGCUUGCGUCUCUCCUAUUACGCCUCUCCACUAAUGGAAUGAGGCCAGUUGGAUUCAGAGUAGGGAGUGGAGUUGGAGAGCUUCACGGGCUGCUGAUGGAGAUAAUUCUAACGUAUGGGCUGGUGUUCACGGUUUACGCAACUGCCAUAGACCCGAAAAGGGGAAGCAUGGGCACUAUUGCUCCCCUGGCCAUAGCCUUCAUUGUUGGGGCCAAUGUGCUUGUGGGAGGCCCCUUUGAAGGUGCAUCCAUGAAUCCGGCCCGUGCUUUCGGGCCGGCCCUUGUGGGGUGGAGGUGGCACAACCAUUGGAUCUAUUGGGUUGGGCCUUUUGUGGGUGCAGCCUUGUCGGCUCUCAUCUACGAGUUUGGGAUUAUACAGCAGUCCGAGGCCCCACUCCACACUCAUCAUCAGCCUCUCGCCCCCGAAGAUUACUAGCUACCUCAUAGUUGCCUUUUCUUGUGUUUUGUUUGUUCUAUUGUGUGUGUGUGUGGAGCUGAUGAAUAAGUAGAGAUGAAUAAAAGAUGGGCGGCUCAUGCAUCUUCUAUUGGGUCGUGCAUCAAAUGUAGUACGUACGUACGUACUACUCUUGUGCUGUGUUGCUUUUUGGUUCUGUAAUUUGAUGAGACAAUCUCUCAGACUCUCUUCAUUUGAUUUGCUAAUAAUUGUGAUUGUGUGGUGCUUGAUUAUUGCAACUGAGUGGUUGAUUGUGG